UUAACAUGUUAGCACUCCCCCUAUAGGAACAUUACUGACAUUACACUCUGUCUCUUUAUACUCUUCUUUUCACCUCCUUUUCUCUCCAUCUUGACCUCCAUUCUCUCCUUUUCUCUCCAUCUUUACCUCAAAUUUCUCCUUUUUUUUGCAUCUUUUCCUUCUUUUCUCUCAUCUUUCCCUUCAUUUUUUCUUUUUCUCUCCAUUCUCUCCUUUUAUCACAAUCUUAAUCUUUUAUUCUCACCUUUUCUUUCCAUAUUUACCUUCAUUUACUCCAUUGUUACUUCAUUCUCGCCUUUUCUCUUUCUUUACCUACAUUCUCUCCUUUUCUCUCCAUCUUGACCUUCAUUCUCUCCUUUUCUCUCCAUCUUCACCUUCAUUCUCUCCUUUUCUCUCCAUCUUGACCUCCAUUCUCUCAUUUUCUUUUCAUCUUGACCUCCAUUGUCUCCUUUUCUCUCCAUUUCUACCUCCAUUCUCCUUUUCUCUCCAUUUUGACCUUCAUUCUCUCCUAUUCUCUCCAUCUUUACCUCAAUUUUCUCCUUUUUUCUGCAUCUUUUCCUUCUUUUCUCUCAUCUUUCCCUUCAUUUUUUCCUUUUCACUCCAUCUUUACCUCAAUUCUCUCCUUUUAUCACCAUCUUUACAUUUUAAUCUCACAUGUUCUCUCCAUAUUUACCUCCAUUCGCUCUAUUUCUCUUUAUAUUCAUUCUCUCCUUCUCUCUCCAUCUUUACCUUCUUUCUCUCUAUCUUUACCUCCAUUCUCUUUUUCUCUCCAUCUUUAUCUUCAUCCUCUCCUUUUCGCUCCAUCUUUUCCUCAAUUUUCUCCUUUUUUCUGCAUCUUUUCCUUCUUUUCUCUCAUCUUUCCCUUCAUUUUUUCCUUUUCUCUCCAUCUUUACCUCCAUUUUCUCCUUUUAUCACAAUCUUUAUCUUUUAUUCUCACCUUUUCUUUCCAUCUUUACCUUCAUUUACUCCAUCGUUACUUCAUUCUCGCCUUUUCUCUUUCUUUACCUACAUUUUCUCCUUUUUUCUCCAUCUUUACCUCCAUUUUGUCCGUUUAUCGCCAUCUUUACCUUCAUUGUCUCCAUUUCUCUCCAACUUGACCUUUUAUUCUCUCCUUUUCUCUCCAUCUUUACCUUCAUUCUCUCCUUUUCUCUCCAUCUUUACCUCAAAUGUUCUAAUUUUUUCUGCAUCUUUGCCUUCUUUUCGCUAAUCUUUCCCUUCAUUUUCUCCUUUUCUCUCCAUCUUUACCUCCAUUCUCUCCUUUUAUCACCAUCUUUACAUUUUAAUCUCACAUUUUCUCUCCAUCUUUACCUCCAUUCUCUCCCUUUCUCUUUAUCUUCAUUCUCUCCUUCUCUCUCCAUCUUUACCUCCUUUCUCUCCAUCUUUACCUCCAUUCUCUCUUUUUCUCUCCAUCUUUACCUCACUUUUCUCCUUUUUUCUGCAUCGUUGCCUUCUUUUCUCUCAUCUUCCCCUUCAUUUUCUCCUUUUCUCUCAAUAUUUACCUCCAUUCUCUCCUUUUAUCACCAUAUUUACCUUUUAUUGUCACCUUUUCUCUCCAUCUUUACCUUCAUUCUCUCCUUUUCUCUCUCUCUUUACCUACAUUUUCUCUUUUUUUUUCUAUCUUUACCUCCAUUUUGUCCGUUUAUCGCCAUCUUUACCUUCAUUGUCUCCAUUUCUCUCCAACUUGACCUUUUAUUCUCUCCUUUUCUCUCCAUCUUUACCUUCAUUCUCUCCUUUUCUCUCCAUCUUUACCUCAAAUGUUCUAAUUUUUUCUGCAUCUUUGCCUUCUUUUCGCUAAUCUUUCCCUUCAUUUUCUCCUUUUCUCUCCAUCUUUACCUCCAUUCUCUCCUUUUAUCACCAUCUUUACAUUUUAAUCUCACAUUUUCUCUCCAUCUUUACCUCCAUUCUCUCCAUUUCUCUUUAUCUUCAUUCUCUCCUUCUCUCUCCGUCUUUACCUCCUUUCUCUCCAUCUUUACCUCCAUUCUCUUUUUCUCUCCAUCUUUACCUUCAUUCUCUCCUUUUCCCUUCAUCUUUACCUCAAUUUUCUCAUUUUUCCUGCAUCUUUGCCUUCUUUUCUCUCAUAUUUACCGUUUAUUCUCACCUUUUCUCUCCAUCUUUACCUUCAUUCUCUCCUUUUCUCUCUCUCUCUACCUACAUUUUCUCCUUUUUUCUAUCUUUACCUCCAUUUUGUCCAUUUAUCUCUAUCUUUACCUUAAUUGUCUCCUUUUCUCUUCAUUUUUACCUUUAUUCUCUCUCUCUUUCACUCCAUCUUUACCUCCAUCUUCUCUCCACGUCAUCCUCCAUUCACACGUCACUUCCUGUGCAGAGCUUCCAGAGGUGUUCCUCCUCCAGAAGACGCCAUCCUCUCCGGUCACCUGCAUGGCGACAGGUUUCUACCCCGAACUAGCCGACUUGUUUUGGAGGAAAGACGGUGAGCAGAUCUUCGAGGACGUGGAGCACGGAGAGGUGCUCCCCAACCACGACGGAACCUUCCAGAUGUCUGUGGACCUGAAAGUGGAGGUGACGGCCGAGGUGGAGGGCAAGUACGAAUGUGUGUUCCAGCUGUCUGGCGUCAAGGAGGACCUGGUCACCAAGCUGGAGAGAAGAAGCAUCCUGAGCAACGCAAGCCAUGAAGCAGGCAACGUGAGCGUCACUGCCACGCUGGCGGUCCUCGCUGUGGUGGUCCUCCUGGCGGCCGGCAUCUUCAUCAUCAUCUUCAUCAUCAAGCGUCGCCGAAGCAGACAAGCCGAAUACGAUCCAGCUGAUGGCAGUAGAGGAGCAGGGUCGGUCGCUGGAGGAGGUGACGCUUGGAUGCGGCGAGGAGGUGACGCUUGGAGGCGGCGAGGAGGUGACGCUUGGAUGCGGCGAGGAGGUGACGCUUGGAUGCGGCGAGGAGGUGACGCUUGGAUGCGGCGAGGAAGUGACGCUUGGAGACGGCGAGGAGGUGACGCUUGGAUGCGGCGAGGAGGUGACGCUUGGAUGCGGCGAGGAGGUGACGCUUGGAUGCGGCGGCGGGCAGGACGAAGAGGACAGUGGGUGAUGCGAUGCUCAGCCUUGCCGCAAUAUAAACACAGCUGGAGACGAAGGCGACGAUCUCUCUCAGCUGGAGCGAGACGAUUUCCUCCGAGCUGCAUUGUCUUCUCUUUGUAUGAUAUCGGCGGGGUAUCGACACUGGGUAUCGGCGCGAAUGCAGUUUGACGCGCUCCAUGGCCACUCCCAUUAUAUGUUGAAGUGCGGAGUCUCUCUUUUUCCCAGUCAACAAGGCGAUUUUCAAUCUCCACCGCCAGAGCGACGAGCUCAUCAAGGUUGUCGGGAGUUUUAAGCGGGAUCAUCUGCUUCCGGACUUGGUCAGCCAGACCGAGGGAAAAGACGUCCACCAAUGCGGAAGUGGGCCAUCCACUAUCAGCCGCAAGCCUUCGGAAUUCGAUGGCGAAGUCCGUGACGCUCCGCUGUCCUUGCUGCAGACGAAGUAAUGACCGAGCUGCCUCACGUCCUGGCCUUUCGCGCUGGGAAAUGUUCUUCAUGGCUUUGGCGAACGCGGCGUAUGAAGCACACACGGGAGAUUGACGCCCCCAUUCCGCGGUGGCCCAGGAGGACGUCCUGCCACUCAUAUGGGACAUGACAAAAGCCACACGAGCUCUUUCGGAGUAAAAAGAUGUUGGUAGCAGUUAAAAAAAAAUCUCACACUGGGUGAGGAAGGAUCGCACGUCACCUGAUUCGCCGGAGAAUCGCUCGGGCUUGGAGAGUGGAGGACAAGCAGCAGGAGGGAUGUCGUUAGGCAGCGGAUUAUCUGCGGGACGAAGAUGGCGCAGUUGGACUGCUGGGUCGGACGAGGGAGAAGUCAUUGCCUGCAGCGCGGUGAGUACACUUCCCAGUUGUGUCUCCAGGGCAUUUAGGCGAGAGUCUUGGCGUUCCGCCAUGGUGUUGACACAAGCCACAAGCAGGCUAAACUGUUCUUCCUGUUGGCGUAGAGUUCUUCUGACCGGUUCGGUCUCUGCGGGAUUCAUGAUGUGGCCGGUUAUUAUGUUAGGAUUUGAUCACGGUGAUCCCAGGAUGCAGAGACGAGAGGCAAUGUUGAAUAAUAAAAGGGGAAUAUUUAAUAAGUCCAACAAUUGCAACAAAAGGCGAUGGGGCAAAAAAUGCACACCAUGAAUAAUCAACAAAAACAGGUUCCACAGUGGUCGGCAGGGAGGUAGGCCAGGGCGCACUGAACACAGCAAUAAGUCCAACACAAAAAUCCUCUUUACCUCAGGGGGGGCUAGGAAGCAAGCACAAAGAGGUGAGGGAUUACAGGAAUAAGGAGUGGCAACAUACCGGGACUGAUGAAACGAAGCAGGCACAUGCACGUGGGAGGUGCAGGAGACAAUAACCGGCGAGGCCAAGCUGACCGUGACGUGCCUAUAUACCGGAGUGCUAAUUGUGAGCAGGUGUGCAUCAAGGUCCGCCCCUCGCCGAGGACAAAUCACUAGAAGCACAGGUGUAGACAAGAGGAGAAAGCAGGAAAAACACUAAAAACACAACAAAAAGCUUCCCUCCAUUAGGAGUAGCUUGAUACUCGUGUAAGCGCACGCAAUAGAAAGUAUCACAGCCAACUUUUGAUGAGUCGUCAUGAUAAUGAACAUUAAGGGCCUGAUCUACUAAAGGUUUGUGUGUAUUAAAAUAUGUGCAAACCUGAUCUAAUUAAUUUGUGUGCAGAAACUCUGAAAUGAGCAAAAUAGAGAGCGCAAUCCAUUAAGCGUGUCUGUCUUCAUGUAUGUGCAGAAUAUAUGCUGAUUAUCAAUCCCCCACAAUAGGAGGAGGAGAUACAAAUGUAACUAAAUGAGGCAAUUCCUGAAGGAAUGGCGUGUGAAUGCUCCAAUGCUGAAGUUGAACUGAAAUGCAGACAGAAUGUAGUAUGAAUGUAAGAAUAGAAGAAAGUUUGAAUGUUGAAGAGUUUGAAUUCCCAGGAAAACCGGAAUUUGGUUUGAAACUUGGGAAAGUGUUAGUUUGAAUGUCCAGGAUGAGAGGAAUGUGUUAAUGUUGAAAUGCUUUGAAUAGAUUGAAAAAUGUGGGAAUUGUGCAACUUGGAAAAAUGUCCCUUUCAUUUCAAUGGGAACUUCCUGGAAAAUUGGAAAUUGUUUAGGAAAUGAUUAGGAGCAUGAAUAUCCUGAAUGAGCUGAAUGUGUUGGUGUUGGAAUUGUUUGAAUAGGGCAAAAAAAAUUAAAAUAGUAAAUGGUAUUUGGCAAUUUGUUGGAAAAUGGUAAAAAAAAACUUGACUGAGUUGAAAUGGAUGGUGUUGGAAUUUUUCAAAUCGGUCGAGAAAUGUUGAAAUAGUAACAUGUUGAAUUGAGAAAUGGUAUUCCUGGAAUUAGUUUUUUGUCCUGAUUAAGAGGAAUGUUUUGACAGUAGAAUGGUUGAAAUGCGUUGAAAAAUGUGAAAGGAGUAGUCGCCAGAAAAAAGGGUGGAAAUGGGGCUUUGGAAAACCAGGAAUUGUGGAAAAUGCUGGAAUUUUUUUUAACUUGGAAAAAAGGGAAAUUUGAAUUUCCAGGAUGGUGGAAUGUGUUGAAGGUGGAAUGGUUUAAAUCGGUAGAAAAAUGUGAAAACGGUGGAAGUUUGAAAAAUGGCCAAUUCAUUUGGAAUGGGAAAAAUGUCCCGGAAAAUCUGGAAUUCUGGGAAAUCUUGGAAUUUGUCAAGGGAAAGCCCGCGAUUCUCGAAUAGGCUGAACAGUUUGAAGUUGGAACAAUUUGAUUCGGGUGAAAAAUAUGGAAGGUAGAACGCGCCAAAAUCUUAACAAGAAGAAGAAGUUUAAUAAUAAAUAGACGAAUUUUGGUGUAGAAAACCAUAUUAGUGAAUGUUUGGAGCAUUCACACAAUUAUUUAGCAUCUCACACAGAACAGACUCAAGAAUAAAGAUCAAGAAGCCAGUAAAAAAGAAGAAGAUGAAAUGGGCAAAGUGAAAGGAAACCGAGGCAUGGCACUAAGCUAUCCAUACACUUGGGUAAAACUGAAUCCAUCCUGUUUGGGUCCCACAUCAACCUUAAGAAAGUCAAUGACUUCACUAUAAAAGUGGGUGACAUUGUUAUCACCAGGAAGGAUGAGGUCACCUACCUAGGUUCCAUUCUAGAGGCUGAUCUUUCCUGUGAUAAAAUGGCAACCAAGGUAAUCAAAAAGGUCAACCAACGAACGAGAUUUCUCUCUAGAAUCUACUACUACCGCAACCUACUAAUAAAAGUCUCAAUCAAUCAAUCAAUCAAUCAAUAAUGGGACACUUAGGUGACUAAGACACUGGAGGGCUGGUUGCACAUGAGCCUUGAAGCCAAGCUUAACCUGUUUGGAGACUUAGUCUUAGACUAGUCAGGAAGUAGAAGAGCAGAAUUCUGCUUCUUGAUGCUUCUGAUUGAAUUGACAGCUGCAAAGAUGUGAUAUGAGUGAAGAUGCACCUUCUGGAUGGACUUCCUUCACCAGAGUGAGGUGUUGGCUCUGCAUGAGCAGCGUAACCAGCUCACGGUGCGUUUUGUGCUCCCACAGCUGGUGACGCUGGUAACGAGCUCUCAGAGAGACGUGAAGGCUGAAGGCUGAGUGAGACACAGUGAGGACUUUUCUUUUUCAUGCACCUCCAAAUGUUCUUCUGACUUUGUGUGAAGAUGAUGUUCAACUUGGCUCUCACUCUGCCACAUGCUAACAUCUGCACUUGGAUUCACCUGCUUUUGUUGGGAAUGUGCUGAGUCAUCUUCUUCCUCCAGGAUGCUUUGUGCACUGGAACACAGAGAGAUGUCUCCAUCGCUGAGGGACCUCAUCACACUUGGACAUUUCUUUCACAUCUGCACUAAUUGCUCCUCAUCUCAUCCAUCAUGUCUUCUUUGGGUGUUUAUGGCUGAGAAAACACCUUCAAUCUGCAUUUUUCAACAAUAUUUUGCCAGUGAAUCAUGUUGAUGUUGAUCUUUGUGUCCAUGUAGUUGUGAUGUCAUCAUUUGGGGCUCACGUGUCAUCACAUUGACAAGGAUGUCUUCUUUCCUUUUCAAACCAAUAGACAGCUGCUUAUCAGUGAAUAUCACCUUGUGUCACAUGUCAUCAUUAUUUUUACAAAUAUUGUGGAACAAUAGCACAAUUUUUCGGUAUUUUUUUAUGUUAAUGUUAAUUGUUUGAUAAUCAAUUUUUUGUUGUAACAUUUAAGAAUGAUGAUUAUGAGAACUGCUGUCCAGUUGUUAUAUCUUGUUUUCUGGUUACAUUAGUCUCCUUUGCAAUGCAGUUGCAUUUCCAAGACCAUUAGAUGGCAGCACUGUAUAACUAUUUAUGCUAUGUUGUCAAACUAGAAAGUAGCUUUUUUUCCAGAAAGAUGAAUUUGUUAGGUUGCGCCCUACAAAGUGUCAAUACUGUAAGUAUUGUCCUCAUUACACAAAACUGUAAAAUUAUAAUUAUAAUAAUAGUUAUUGUUUCCUUUACCAAAUCAAAGGUGUUGAAAUCGCCAUGUAAAAUCGCUCAUGCUAAUAGUCGCCUGUCUAUGGCUAAUCCUAUGUAAAUUAGCAUUAAGCUAGCGCAUUUUGAAAGGGUGUAGCAUUACUUUACGUUUAAGCGUAUUUUUUAUUAAGCACACUUUGUUGGUGUUGAAAAUGGCAAGGUGACUUAGAGGGAGUUUGGCUGAGUCCGGCCUGAGUGCUGCUUGAGUGAUUGUUUACGUGUUUAGUCUGAAACCAGACAUGACCAGUCUGAAACCGGACAUGACGUCACAUGCAACAAAGGUAUCGAACUACGGCACCGUUUGAUUUUACGUGAAUUGAUAGUACCGAGGGAAUUCGGUCAUUACCUACAAAAGUACUGAAUUGGGUAGCCAACCCUACCAGUUAGUGUGACGGAGGGGGACAGUGACACAAGAUUUUUAUGACAAAGCGUUGCAAAAUAUAUUUAUAUAUUUUUUAAAUAUUUGCUGUUUUUCCUUUCCUUUUUGCAUAGUCAUAUUUUUGCUUGAUUGCCAAACAUGCCGAGGAUGUCAUUUGGGAAGUAAACAAGGUAGGCCGUUCAUAUACUCUUGAUAUUCAGUGUUUUAUGUGUACUAUGUUUCAUGUACAUUCUGGGUGUUUUAUUCAGUAAAAACUUGUCAAAUACAA
This is a messenger RNA of Nerophis lumbriciformis (worm pipefish), 8077 nucleotides long. RefSeq names its product major histocompatibility complex class I-related gene protein-like. Gene Ontology annotation, biological process: immune response. The record is from RefSeq and is a predicted model, not a curated record. NCBI's taxonomy places the organism in Eukaryota, Metazoa, Chordata, Actinopteri, Syngnathiformes, Syngnathidae. Gene Ontology annotation, cellular component: external side of plasma membrane.